Molecule: messenger RNA, 1331 nt
Organism: Pararge aegeria (speckled wood butterfly)
Lineage: Eukaryota; Metazoa; Arthropoda; Insecta; Lepidoptera; Nymphalidae
Product: transcription factor Adf-1-like
Exons: 2
Coding region: 150-794 (214 amino acids)
Biological process (GO): regulation of transcription by RNA polymerase II
Cellular component (GO): nucleus; transcription regulator complex
Molecular function (GO): DNA binding
Source: RefSeq, a predicted model, not a curated record
CAUUGGUUCGCCAGUCGGCCGACCGGUCGGCGGUCGGUCUUUUUCCAUCGCGGCAACGGCAUAGUUUCCAUCAGUAUUCGAGAGACAUAUGUGCGGAAUAACGUCAUUGCUUAUCGGUCGUUGUUUUGUCAUCUUGAAACAUCAAAAGAAUGGCAAAAUUCUUAAAUUUCGAUACAACUUUAUUUAUCAAGGAAGUUCAAAAGAGACCGGCGAUUUGGGACACGUCAGUCGAACAUGGCAAGGAUAUGAAGAAAAAGGCAUGGGAUGAGAUCAAUAAUGUAUUCGGAGUGAAAAAUAUGUCGCAGGCUGACAAACAUCUUCUAGCAUGGAGACUGCAGCAAAGAUGGAAAAAUCUCAGAACCUGCUUCGCCAGGGAAAUUAAACGUCAAAAAAAUUAUGGAGCGGGUACUGGCCGUAGGAGUGAAUAUAUUUACUACAAAAAUCUACUAUUCCUUACGAAUGUAAUGAAUCUAACUGAGAAGGAGACAAGCGAACCAGAACUGAAUACAGAAUAUGUAUAUGUAGAAGAUAAUAACGCCAGCCUCACAACUGUCAAUGAAUGCCAAACAGACGUUUCGCAGGACACUGAUGAUGAAACUCUUGCACAAAAAAGGAGACCUAAGCGUAAGACCUACGAUUAUGAAGAACCUUUCAGUGAAGAAGAUGAGGAUGAAGAUCAUUUAUUUUUAUUAUCUUUGCACAAAACAUUGAAAAAAGUACCUAGAAACAAAAAGAUGGCAGUCAAAAUAAGGAUGCUGACAAUUUUAAACGAAACCUUAACUGAAAUACUUUGAUAAUGAUUGGUUUUAUCUCGCUGCAUAGUUAGAAUUUGUUCUAAUAAUUAUAUCAUAGUAUAUUGGUUUGUGCAAUGUAUCACUUGUUUGUUUUAUUAUAGUACUAGGUGUUGCCAUAUUUCUUCGACUGCGUUUAUUAAGUUUUUUUUUAAAUCCCGUGGAAAUCGUUUGUUUUUCUAGAAUAAAAAUUAGCCUAUGUUAAUCUCCCUCCUUUCAACGAACUCAAUGCCAAAAAUCAAGUUAAUUAGUAGUUAGGGCUUCAAGAAAGGACAAAAAAUUAUGGCAUUUAUUAUUUACUUAAGAUUGUUCCAUAAAAGGCUAGUUUGGAAAGAAAGUUCAAGGAAUUGUACUAAAAGUAUCUCUAAAGAUUGAUUUAAAAAAAUAUUAGUUUUUAUCGAUAAAAGUAACCUUAAGCCGGACUAAUUUUAAUGAAGUUAAAUCUAUGCCCGUUUGAGCUAUUGUGUUCAUAUUAUCUAGGUCAACAAAUUUCUAUUGUUGCCGUAGUUAUCACAAUAUUAAAAAAAACAAUGAUUUAAA